AUGUCGGGAGGUCACAAGCAUCGUUACAAGACAGCAGGAUUAAGUGCUGAUGAAUUACGACGUCGGCGAGAAGAAGAAGGGGUCCAACUUAGAAAACAAAAACGGCAACAACAACUAUUUAAACGUCGAAAUGUUAAAAUGCCUAGCCCUUAUGCCACUGAUGCGCCUUUACAGGAGGACAUUAGUAUUACAACAUCUGAUGACAUCACACAAGAGAUGGUGGCGGCCCUCUAUGGAGACAAUCCUCUAGAACAAAUUUCAGCAACACAAAAAUUUAGAAAACUACUCAGUAGAGAACCAAAUCCACCGAUCGAUGAUGUCAUAAGAACUGGAAUAGUCCCACAAUUUGUAAAAUUCUUAAGAAACAAUUCAAAUCCUACAUUACAGUUUGAAGCUGCAUGGGCUUUGACGAACAUAGCAUCGGGUUCGUCAGAACAGACUUGUAUAGUUGUUGAGUGUGGUGCUGUUCCAGUAUUGGUACAAUUGGCCAGUGAAGGUCGUGAUGAGGUUCGUGAGCAAGCUGUCUGGGCGCUCGGCAACGUAGCGGGAGACUCGCCACGCUGUCGUGACACCGUGCUGGCCGCGGGCUUACUGCCGCCUUUGCUUGAUAUUCUCAAUAAAUAUUCUAAACUAUCAAUGGUUAAGAACGCUGUUUGGACAUUAUCAAAUCUUUGUAGAGGAAAGAAUCCUCCGACGAACUUUGAAGCUGUAGCUCCAGGUAUACCAGUAUUGGCGAGACUCCUGCAUCAUACGGAUGCUGAUGUAUUAAGCGACGCGUGUUGGGCUCUCUCAUACCUAUCAGAUGGACCCAACGAGAAGAUACAGGCUGUGAUCGACGCUGGAGUUUGUCGCAGACUCGUUGAGUUACUCAUGCAUAACAAGUACACGGUAGUGUCAGCGGCUCUUCGUGCGGUGGGUAACAUUGUAACAGGCAAUGAUGCCCAGACUCAGGCUGUAUUGAACUGUAACCCGCUACCAAGUCUACGAGCACUGCUAAGAUCUUCUACUGAGACGUUACGGAAAGAGGCUUGCUGGUCACUGUCCAAUAUAACAGCUGGCAACGCCGCUCAGAUACAGACGGUUAUAGACGCAGAUAUUAUACCAAUUUUGAUAGAAAUAUUAAAAUCAGCCGAAUUUAAAACAAGGAAGGAAGCUGCUUGGGCGAUAACUAAUGCUACUAGUGGUGGGACCCACACACAGAUAUGUUAUUUGGUUGAACAAGGAUGUAUACCGCCGCUGUGUGAUCUUCUAACUCUAACCGACACCAAGACUGUACAAGUGGCUCUCAAUGGACUUGAAAAUAUAUUAAAGGCAGGACAGUCAUAUCGUAGGAAUCCAUUCGCAACACUCAUUGAAGAAUGCUUUGGUGUGGAUAAGAUCGAGUUCCUUCAGUCACAUGAGAAUUUGGAGAUAUAUCAGAAAUCGUUUGAGAUCAUUGAGAAUUAUUUCGGUUCUGAGGGCGAAGACGUACGACUAGCUCCUGAUACAUCCGCCGACACUUUCACCUUCAACGCUGAGCACGCCGUACCCACUGGAGGGUAUCAGUUCUGA
This is a messenger RNA of Danaus chrysippus (African queen), 1551 nucleotides long. The record is from the annotation of a GenBank genome assembly. Lineage: Eukaryota; Metazoa; Arthropoda; Insecta; Lepidoptera; Nymphalidae.